Molecule: messenger RNA, 3010 nt
Organism: Cylicocyclus nassatus
Lineage: Eukaryota; Metazoa; Nematoda; Chromadorea; Rhabditida; Strongylidae
Source: the annotation of a GenBank genome assembly
GUCUGAGUUAAAUGCUCAUUUACCAUCUAUUUACAUCUUGUGAAGCAACUAUCGUACUUUUAUUUUAUAUUUCUUUCUUUCGGUUAUGCUUUCUUCUGUUGAUAACCCAUUUCGGUAGUUACAUGUUAAACAUUAUAGGGUAUGUCAAAAAGACGUCGUCACGGUUCGUCCGGUGACGACAUAGACGGUGAACCAAUUCCAUCAGAUCCAGAGGAAUUCAAAAGCGAGUCGGCACUGAAGCGGCACAAAACCAAAGACGAUCAUGCUAGGAAUGGAGAUAAGAAAAGUGAGAAGAAGAUGGAGAAGAAAAUUGUCGAAAAGAAAAGAAGGGGACGCAGCUCGUCAAAGAGCAGAUCAUCAAGUUCAUCGCGCUCUGCCUCGCGUAGCUCCAAUUCUGAAGCUUCGCCAAAGGCUCUUCCGUCAAAGUCCAAGGGCCGUGCAGAGGAAGGAAAGAGACGAAAGGAAUCGACUGAGCCGGCUGAGAAGCGUCGUGCACCUUCUGAUGUGAAGAAGCCAAGAAAAGCUUCUGAAUCUCCUCCACCAAGGCAGAGGUCCCCGCAACCAGCAAAGGAUUCAAAGCCAACUUCUAGAUCGAGGAAGGAUGAGCAGGCCAGGUCCAGAGAUCCCAAAGAAUCUGAGUCAGCCCGUUCAAGAAGCAAAAGGAGCCGUUCGCGUUCCGAAAGCCCUAACAACAAAAAAGGACGAGAAGAAACAAAGGAGAAACUGGAGGCAACAAAACAAAGAACGAGUAAAGGACAACGUUCACCAUCACCUUCCGAGAGACGAUCUCGUUCCCCAGAGAAGCAGUCGUCGAAAUCAGUGAAGCCAAAGAAGGGUGCGGAAGAGUCGCGCUCGAAAGAUACGGUUGAACCUUCUUCAAGAGAUGCGCGGAAAAGUGAUCGUAAGGAAAAACCCGAGCGUGACGUAUCCAGUGGCUCCGAGAAGGAUGAAGCAAGAGCAGAAGAUGAAAAGAAAGCGAAAAAGAGGCACAAGAAGAAGAAGUCCAAGGAGUCCAAAAAGAAGCACACACAUUCUUCGUCCGAGGGUGAAGAAUCUGAUGAAGAUGCUCAUAAGAAGAAGAAGGCAAAGAAAGCGAAAAAGAAGAAGAAGCAUGGUGAUAAGCACAAGAAGAAACAUCAUGGAUCGGAAAGUAGCGCGGCUUCAGACCAUGAAUCUCAUGCUAGUGAAGAAGAACCUAAAGAGAAAGAGGCAAAGAAAGCGUCAGAAACGAAGAGAGAUGAUCGCGGAAGGGAACGAUCUCCAGAAGAAAAGACCCGCGAAAAACCGAGGGAAGGAGAUAAAUCGCAGAAAAGCAGAAAUUCUGACGAGCCUGUGAAAAAGUACGUUGAAAAGGAACGUCGUGAAAGAGAAAACGAGAAAGUAGAGAAGCGCAAAGCACAGGAUAGUCCACCUGCAGAGGAUCGUGGUGCUCGUCGGAAAAGGCAGGAUUCUGUGGCGGAGAAAUCACCUACACCGGAAAGGAGAAGGUCGCAGACUGAAGAAAAGAGAGCUGGAGGUGAAAAACCUGUAGAUGUGUCUCGUAAGGAAAGGAGUAAAUCUCCCCCGAGAAGAGGACGAAGUAGAUCACCGAGAAAAGAGAGGAGCAGGUCACCUGCUCGACGGGAAAGAAGCAGAUCUCCAGGAGAGCCCGAGAGAAGAAGGGAAAGGUCGAGAGACAGAAGUAGGAGCCGUGAGAGAAGAAGGAGUCCGCUCAGACCACCAGUUCGCUAUGAGCGAUGGCGCCGAGAAACUUACCUCGACAACCGUCGUUGGGAUGACCGAAGGAGAUGGGAGGACCAACGUCGACGUCGAGACGAUUCUCGUGACCGACGUAGAAGGGAUGAUUCGCGAGAUCGCAAGCGACGUGAUACUUCGCGUGACAGACGAAAGAGAAGUCGCUCCAAGGAACGAGAGGAGAGCCCGAAGAUGUGGCCGAAGAAGGUGAAGAAGGAAGUGAGUUCGUCUGAGGAAUCCGGAGGUGAAGAAAAAACCAGCUCAUCAGAAGAACAAAAGAGAGCAGCUUCACCAUCUUCGAAAAAGAGGACAUCUCCUGACCCAAAAAGAUCGCGCAAGGAACCUUCGCCUAGACGACAUAGAAAUACCGAUGAACGAGACAGUAGAAAUCGUAGAAGAUCCAAGUCAAGAUCGCCAUCUCGUGAAAGGAAAGAAAGGUGCAGAAGAUCUCCACAGGGUGGUGGUAGAAACGAUGUCAGCGGUCCUGAUUCGAAGAAAGAAAGAGAUCGAAGAGGCAAUGGUGAUGACCGAAGCCGAGAGAUUAAGAAGGAGCCAUCGGAUACGCAUCAGUCUACGGAGAGGGACACGUCCGGAAAGAACUAUGGAUUAGAAAAAAGGCCAAAGCGCGAAGUAGUAGAUGAGGAUGAACGUCAUGGUACUGAUGCGGCUUCUAAAGAACACUGGAAGAAAUCGGCUGAAGCAUGGGGUCUGGAUAAGAAGGAUGAACCCCCGCCGAAAGAAAAGGAAAAGGUCAACCUUGGAGUGAGUGGGAAAUUGGCAGAGGACACCAACAUGUAUCGUGGAGUUCUGAUUAAAUAUAACGAGCCACCGGAAGCUAAGAAACCAACUCUAAGAUGGCGACUGUAUCCAUUCAAAGGCGAAGAGUCAUUACCAGUACUGCACAUUCAUCGUCAAUCCGCGUAUCUGAUUGGAAGAGACAGGAAAAUAGCUGAUUUGCCCAUAGAUCAUCCAAGUUGUAGCAAACAACAUGCUGUUCUGCAAUACAGAUCUGUUCCUUUUGAAAAAGCGGAUGGGACGAAAGCACGACGGGUAUUGCCGUACAUCAUUGAUUUGGGCAGCUCAAAUGGAACAUUCCUAAACGGUUCUAAAAUUGAGCCACAAAGAUAUAUCGAGCUGAAGGAGAAGGAUGUGCUAAAGUUUGGGUUUUCAAGUCGCGAGUUUGUCGUCCUUAAUGAAAAGUCAGCUGGUGAUGAAAAUGCAUCUGAUCCUGAGCCUAUGUCGCCGAAAUCAGAGUAAAGCUGUAGGUUUGUGAACA